Molecule: messenger RNA, 1273 nt
Organism: Temnothorax curvispinosus
Lineage: Eukaryota; Metazoa; Arthropoda; Insecta; Hymenoptera; Formicidae
Product: cilia- and flagella-associated protein 100-like
Exons: 4
Coding region: 34-1257 (407 amino acids)
Source: RefSeq, a predicted model, not a curated record
GAGGAAUUCCUGUCGAAGGAUCACGAGAAAAGUAUGCAUAUGCUGGAGAAAGCGGAACGAGAAGCGAAACUGACGGAGGAGAUUAGCGCCCGGAGGAACGAGCUCGCUAAGCAAUUUGGCCAAAGCAGACUGGACGUUUACGUUUGGGAGGAAAAUUGGCGGCUGGUGAAGAUGUGCCAGAUGUUCCUCUAUCAGGUAUCGCCCGUCGCCUGGAGGGCCAAGUACGACUGGCUCCAACGGCCCGAGUCGGGCAGAAGCAUCAUCUUCACCGACGCCCCGUCCACAGACCUGUUUAGCAGAUACAAGACGCUGGAUGAGAGCGCAUCCUUGGAGAACUUGAUAGAACUAUUCGAGCAGGACGUAGCUGACGCUGGCCCGGCCGAAUUGUACUUCGAGGACCCGUUCGACCUGAUCCGCAUCUUCCGGGCGAUGGAGACCCAGAAUUUAAACGCGCUCAUACAUCUCGAAUCGCUCGCCGCACCGAUGGCAGACAUAACUAAGACGAUCACCGUAACCGAAGCGCAGAUCAAACGAGAGAUCAGCGAGAUUACUUCGAUGAUCAACGAUUUGGAAAAUUCCAUCGCUAAGGCAGAAAGCAGAGCGGCAAAGCUCGAGGAAUACGCUAAUUACCUUCUUCGAGAUGUUUUCCGACGUCUAGUCUGCUCUGAGGAGGUACUCUAUCUUCGCGUCUUCGUAGAAGAUACCUACGAGAACUGCAUAGGCCCGAACGACGCGAAUCUUGAUAGUUUCUCGAUGAUGAAGUGGAUCGAAAAAAUCUACGAAGAGCUUAAUCUUCAGCUGGAUAAUCUGCCGCGCGAAAUCGUCCGUGCUUGCGAGCGGGAAGGAUUCCGACAAGAGAUGAAGUCUAUAAAGGAGGCGGAAGACGCCGCGAAAAAGUUCGAGCUGAUGCACCGACUACUGGACGCGCUGAAGCGCAUCAUGGAACCGCCCGCGACGAAGAAACGGCUACUAAUUCGGCGUUCGGUACCGAUCACGACGAAGGCGAGGCUGCCGUCGCGAAUGCCGAAACCGACGGAUGAGGAAGCUCAGUUUCUCACCUUCUUCACCGAUUACUGCGGACGCGAGGACUUCGUCGCGUAUCGUUCCAAGUUUCCGGACGAUUUCGACCUGACAUUCCGAAGGAAGCGCGACGAUAUCGAGGCCGAAGUGGCAACGUUCAACGACGUAUCUUCGAGUCGAGAACAAAUCAUGCGGGAAAAGGAGAAAGAGGAGGUGACCGAGGAAGAAAGAAAAUGAAUGGUGCCGUCAUUGA